AUGGCCAGGAAUCCAAAAGAACAGUGGGAGCGGCUGCAGGUCAUCUUGCAGAACCGUGGAGGCCGGGGAGGAUUCGGUUUUGGUGGUGGAUUCCCUUCUGGAGGAGGUCGCGGCGGCUUCGGCGUAUCUGGAGCUAUUCUCUUGCUCGGCAUCGGUGGAUGGGCUCUGUCGAACUCGCUCUUCAACGUUGAUGGUGGUCACCGUGCCAUCAAGUACUCAAGAGUAGGCGGAGUCAAGAAGGAAAUCUACAAUGAAGGAACACAUUUUAGAAUUCCCUGGGUCGAAACACCGGUCAUCUAUGACGUGCGCGCGAAGCCGCGGAACAUCGCUUCCCUUACGGGUACCAAGGACUUGCAGAUGGUGAACAUCACCUGCCGUGUCCUGUCUCGGCCUCGCGUGGAUGCCCUUCCUCAGAUCUACCGUACCCUCGGAACGGAUUUCGAUGAGCGAGUUCUCCCUUCCAUCGUCAACGAGGUCCUGAAGAGUGUGGUUGCGCAGUUCAACGCCAGUCAGUUGAUUACGCAGCGUGAGAACGUCGCAAGACUUGUCCGGGACAACCUUGCCCGCCGGGCUGCUCGCUUCAAUAUCGCUCUGGACGAUGUGUCGCUUACUCACCUGACCUUCUCCCCCGAAUUCACUGCUGCCGUCGAAGCCAAGCAGGUUGCCCAGCAGGAAGCCCAGCGUGCUGCUUUCCUCGUCGACAAGGCCCGCCAGGAAAAGCAAGCGUUCAUCGUCCGUGCCCAGGGUGAGGCCCGCUCGGCUGAACUCAUCGGUGACGCAAUCAAGAAGAGCAAGAGCUACAUCGAGCUCCGUAAGAUCGAAAACGCCAGACAGAUUGCUCAGAUCCUGCAGGAGAACGGUGGACGGAACAAGCUGUACCUGGACACCCAGGGCUUGGGUCUCAACGUCAACGCGAGCGUGGAUGAGGCUAAAUAA
Aspergillus clavatus NRRL 1 is the source of this 936-nucleotide messenger RNA. Its product is annotated as prohibitin subunit PHB2. The coding region runs from base 1 to 936 and encodes 311 amino acids. The record is from RefSeq and is a predicted model, not a curated record. The transcript has 4 exons. Lineage: Eukaryota; Fungi; Ascomycota; Eurotiomycetes; Eurotiales; Aspergillaceae. Gene Ontology annotation, biological process: mitochondrion organization. Gene Ontology annotation, cellular component: mitochondrion; membrane.